GGUGGAUGUCCAAUAAAGGAGGAGUAAUAACGUCGUCCCGUCUCAGUGUCAUCAGUGCCAUAACGUCCGAGACGUUACAAUAUAUUAUAUUAGCGGUAUUUAAUUACGAAGAUCUUUAUAAUUCUAAAUCGAAACACGACUCAAACUGACUCCUGCUCGGUCGGAAGUGCAACUGAAGGCGCUCGCAAUCGAAACACGACUCAUGGAAUAGAUGGUGGUAUUCGCCGUACUCUUUCCUUUCUUUAAAAAAAUAAUAUAUUGAACCAAAAAUCAAUGGUUGGUUGCGCACGCAGGUCCGCUCCACAGGCGCACAGCACUGUUUUGCCCGGCACGUUUUUGCCAAGGCGUUUUUGGUGCGGCUGCGUUUUUUAGAGUCGCGUCUGGGCUCGAACACACCAGAUGGCUCGAACACACCAGAUUUUUCUUUGCUCCGUCCCGAUGCGCGCAAACCGUUGUCGGAGCUCUGAGGCGCGCGAGACGGCGGGCAGAGGACUGUUAACGCGACACGUAGAGACAGAAGUGACAUGCUUCUGCUGUAAUUUGGCGCUAUAGAGAAAGUGACAGGGGGGCGAGCCAAUUUUUUUUUAUGUCAUGCGAUCAACCAUACUACGCCGCGAUCGACUGGCAGGGGUGCUCAAUAAGGCAGGGGUGCUCAAUACGUCGAGUUCAACGGAUCCGCACUCUGUUGACUUUUGCUGCCUGAUAGCGCCUGGGUCCGUGCACUCUUUUGUUCAAUGUGAUCCGCAGAGUGGAGGAAGUGUGAUGUCAGUGGCAAUGAGCGUAACGGAUCGGUUUAUUAUGCAGUAAUACAUCCACCGCUGCUCGGUCAGGUGAGCCGCCGCUUGAAAUCCAAUGCACCUCUAUUCAUGGUGUUACGGUACGAGGGCUCGUACGGCCCAAAAAGCACGACGAGGCCAUUUGAUCAGCAAUAAUUUCUCAAAUUUGAUAUAACAUGUCAAAAAUCAACAUUAUUUUUGGACAAUAUAUGAAAUAAUAUUAUAAUAGCACAUGAGGUUACACUACUGCACUGUUUUUAAUUGAAAGUCAGCUCAAAUUCAAUGAUUAUAUUCAGAAUUUCACCAUAUUAUAACUUUUAUUAAAGCAGAUCCUAAAAAGGUUAUAUUCUAUUUCCACUGGAUUGUUGUUCAUGAGGUCCCUGCUAUGUUCAUGUCUAUUAUCCAUGGUUAUUUUCAUGAGAUUUUACUGUACAGACUAAAGUCAAAAUCAGCUAAAAAGAGAGAAUUAUAUUAAUGAUUUCACAAUAUUUGAACAAACUUUAAAGCAGAUCCUUAAAAGUGUAUCUACAAAUGACACUGGUAGAGUAACAUCUCAUGACCAUAGGCAUAGCAGACAACAUACCAGUGUCAUAGAAUAGGGCCAUGAUGAAUCCUUAUAAAACACCUGUGUUUGUACCCUGCAGCGACAUGUCGAGGUGGCUCCAGCAACACUUUGCACCAUCAAGACCUCUGGGGAAAUAAAAUAACAAAACCGUAUUAAAAAAGAAAAGAAAAUGUAGAGUAGUUUAAAAAAAAGAACAAACUCAGUAUAUCAUGAGGCAGUGUGUCAUCAGCGUGGCUCAAUCUGAGCGUCUAUUGGCUGCCCGUCGGAGGAGAGGGCUGUGGUUCCGAGGAGUCUGCGCGACGGAGGGCUAAACAGGAUGCUGCUCCUGCUCCGCGGGCCUCGUCACUCUGUCCAUGACGCCUGGCCGUUUCUGACGCGCUCCUGGCAGACGGAAGCAGCACAGCAGCCUGGAUGGACCCUCGUUAUGUAAGGCGUCGGAUGCUGCUGCGAGGCGGGGAGUAGCAGAGUAGAACAGGGGGCGGGGGGCAUGGAGGUGGAAACUGACAGGAUGGUAGAUUUAGUGGCAAAUAGCAGCAUGUGCGUGUGCGCGUGUGCUUCUCGUGUCUGAACGCGCAGACAGCCGUCCGUCGGGGGGAGCGAUGGUGAAGCGGGCGUCGCUGUAGUGCGCAGUGAGCGUGCCCGUCUGGGCAUCAGUGGCCUAUAUAUCCAGAAAGGUGCACUGCCAUCUGGAGCCUGCGGAAGCUGCACUACUUUUUCAUCCGACCAGAGGCGCGUCUCGGUCUCCCUCCCUCCAGCGGGACUAAACCAAUGCGGCGUUGCUUUGGAGAAGAAACGCGUUCGCAUUUGGUUCCCCGUCGCUCCGGUUCAACCCAACAGCCGGCCGCGCUGCAGCACGAACAAUGGCGGGUCCCGAGCAAUCCCAACAGCAGCAGCAGCAGGUGGAGGAGAAGGCCGAGCAUCUAGAUGAUGCCGAGAUGGCCCUGCAAGGCAUUAACAUGCUGCUCAAUAACGGCUUCAAGGAGAGCGACGAGCUCUUUAGGCGAUACAGGACCCAGAGCCCGCUGAUGAGCUUCGGGGCCAGUUUCGUCAGUUUCCUGAACGCCAUGAUGACAUUUGAGGAGGAGAAGAUGCAGAUGGCCUGUGACGACCUGAGGACCACCGAGAAGCUGUGUGAGAGCGACAGUGCCGGAGUCAUAGAGACGAUCAGGAACAAGAUUAAAAAAAGUAUGGACUCCCAGAGGUCAGGCGUUGUGGUCGUGGACCGCCUACAGAGGCAGAUUAUUGUUGCUGACUGUCAGGUGUACCUCGCCGUGCUCUCCUUCGUAAAGCAGGAGCUUUCAGCUUACAUCAAAGGAGGCUGGAUCCUACGUAAGGCAUGGAAAAUGUACAACAAGUGCUACAGUGACAUCAGCCAGCUGCAGGAGACGUGCCAGCCGGGGCCCUCGGCCCACCAGGAGUCCCUCUCGACGGACAACGCCAACCAUAAUGCACCGGUGGAGAACUGCGUGACGGCCGAGGCCCUAGACCGGCUUAAGGGCUCCGUUAGCUUUGGCUACGGCCUCUUCCACCUCUGCAUCUCCAUGGUGCCUCCACACCUGCUCAAGAUCAUCAACCUGCUGGGUUUCCCCGGCGACCGUCUCCAGGGCCUGUCCUCCCUCAUGUAUGCGAGUGAAAGCAAGGACAUGAAGGCCCCUCUGGCUACGUUGGCCCUCUUGUGGUACCACACAGUAGUGCUGCCUUUCUUUGCUCUGGACGGCUCCGAUACACACGAGGGGCUGCUGGAAGCCAAAGCUAUUCUGCAGAGGAAGUCGGUGGUUUACCCCAACUCAUCCCUCUUCAUGUUCUUCAAAGGACGGGUUCACAGGCUAGAGUGCCAAAUCAACAGUGCUUUGGCCUGUUUCCAUGAUGCCUUAGAGCUUGCGUCCGACCAAAGGGAGAUCCAGCACGUGUGCCUCUAUGAGAUUGGUUGGUGUAGCAUGAUCGAGAUGAGUUUUGAAGACGCAUACCGGUCGUUCGAAAGGCUGAAGACUGAGUCACGUUGGUCGCAGUGCUACUACGCCUAUUUGACCGGAGUGUGUCAGGGUGCUUCGGGCGACCUAGACGGAGCAAGCAGGGUUUUUAAAGAGGUGCAGAAGCUGUUCAAGAGAAAAAACAACCAGAUAGAGCAGUUCGCUGUAAAAAGGGCUGAAAGAUUGAGAAAGAUCUUGCCAACCAGAGAGCUAUGCAUCCUUGGUGUAAUUGAAGUGCUGUAUCUGUGGAAGGCGCUUCCAAACUGCUCCUCGUCUAAUCUGCAGAUAAUGAAUCAGGUGUUACAGAGUCUAGAUGAGGCUCUGUGCAGAGGCCUGAAACACCUCCUCCUUGGUGCUAUUCACAAAUGUCAUGGGAAUAUGAGGGAUGCCAUUCAGUCCUUACAGCUGGCAGCUAGAGAUGAGUAUGGACGGCAGAUCAACUCAUACGUUCAGCCGUAUGCCGUCUACGAGCUCGGAUGUAUACUCCUCGCAAAACCGGAGACUGUGGGAAAGGGGAGAUCAUUGCUACUUCAAGCAAAGGAGGAUUUUACAGGCUACGACUUCGAGAACAGGCUUCAUGUCCGCAUCCAUUCAGCACUGGCUUCUUUGAAGGAAGUAGUCCCUCAGUGACUGCAGGAAGGGAAGCUACCGUAGCUCAAGCUAAGCUUGUGGCUCCUCCCCACACAUUUUAAGCCAUUCGCGAUAACUGUAUGGUGUCCCUAACCACAGUUAGAUUAUCAUGAAGUGUCAUCUCUGUGUAUUUGAGGAUGUGCAACUAGCUUGGUACACAUUAGAUGGAAAUGGCUAUCCUACCUGUGGCUAGCAAGUUAUGAUCUAUGGCUAACAACUCCCAAAGCUAUGAUACUGCAUAUUAGACGUGUCUUCUGCAAGCUAGUCCCCAACUUGUCAAGCCCACCAAUGGGAUGAUGCCCAUCAUGAAGCAGUUGUUGGUGAACAAUAACUUCAACUUUGGUAAACCCCAAGGUUUUGCAUUUUACUUUUAUGGCCUUUUUAUACAAAGUAUACCGAGUAUAAAUAUGAUAUCCUUGGAGUAGUCGGAAGGUGCAAUUUUCUUCCUAUUUGUCAGAGCUAAGCUAGCUCUUCCCCCCUGGCUUCCUGGCCUAGCACUAAGCUAGGCUGAACAAGAUGCACAGAGGUGAAAUUGAUAUCUAUCCAUGACUGGGCAUAAUGACAAACAAGGAUAUCGCUUUAGAUCUCUUGACGAUUCCUACAAGUGUUUUCUUUACACCCAAACAUAUUAGCUAGCUAGUAACAAAUGUCUUCAUUAGUGCGUGUAUUUGGAGGAUUUCAGUAAUGCCUUGCCCUUCCUUCAAUGAGUAACCCAGAACAUAUCAAUGAUGUUUUAAUGAGACUUAUUAGAUAUGUUUCCCUUAAUAAUACCUUUACAUUAAGUAAUUAAAGACACAGGUAUUAGUGUUUUAAUUGUCUCUAAAAUGCAGUUGACAUUUGAGCUUCAAUAAUAAUCACAUAUUUUGAAAAAAAGAAAUAAUUGUUGGAUUUAAUAUUUACUUUGAGACAUACUUAUAAAAUGACUCAUUAAAAGAGCUGAACAAAGACUUGAACAUGGCAUAUGGGCGUUGAGUCAUAUAACAGAGGGGCCACUUACUUUAUUCACAAUGGACAUAAAAUGAUAUAUGUUAGUCAAAUUAGUUACCAUGGGAAUAGUGAAGUAACGUUACUAGUCACCUAAAAUCACACAUAGUUAAAACUCGGUUGCUCUGAGUAAGUAGUUCACAUUCAAGUAGUUAGGCAUUAUAGUAUCUGAGAAAUCACCACAAUUCACAAUACCGUCAUGAUAUUGUUUUUGUAUGUGAAAACACCGGGCAUUGAUCCUGUGCACUAUGCAUGGUAUGGCAGGGUAAACGGUGACAUUAAGACUAUAUUGAAGUUGAAUAUAUCCGUGUGUCCAUCACUGCAAAUACAUAUAUAAAGGUAUUAUAAUACAGGACACUUUGUACUGUCAUGUUACAGUUGAAAGGUGCUGUUAAAUGUCAGCCUAAUAAACAUAUAUUACAAGUGACUUAUUUUAAUAGUGUUUUAGUGAUACAAGCUAUAAUAGUGAUACGUUUAUUUAUUAUUUAAAAUAAGUUGUACUUUUGCCAGUAUAAUUUACAGUAUGCUAUAAGAGUUUGUGAUGGCCAGCAGGAUAGACUGCAGCGUUGUGAUCAAGCUGAAUCAAAAGUAGGAUCUCGAAUUGGAUAAAGAAAAAUAUCUGUGAUGAAAAGGAUUUUAACGAACCCCGUUGACACAGUUCCACACUACAUGAGAAUCGUUCCGUUUACGGUAUCGCUUUUUUAUCAAUGAUCUUUUGUCAUGCGAGAAAUAUAUGCGAAAGAGAGCGUCUUACAGUAAUUUACAGAUGCUUUCAACAAUGACUGUUUUUCAACCUAUGUUUAAGGUUGCGGACAUAUAGAUUCCUAAUCCAAGCUGGCAUCCACUGUGGCUGUGAUGGACGUAAACCGUGGUAAAUGUUGAGGUGACCACUGUGCAAGUGGUCAGUGCGGUGCAAGUGAUUUAACGGUGAAAUGUCAGUAACCCCACUUGGCUGUACCAUAUACUUCUGUCACUAAAAGAGUUUUUCCUUUU
Messenger RNA from Pseudoliparis swirei, 5918 nucleotides. RefSeq names its product tetratricopeptide repeat protein 39C-like. Bases 2202 to 3941 code for a protein of 579 amino acids. Gene Ontology annotation, molecular function: protein binding. The record is from RefSeq and is a predicted model, not a curated record. The transcript is spliced from 14 exons. Gene Ontology annotation, biological process: cilium assembly; otolith morphogenesis. Lineage: Eukaryota; Metazoa; Chordata; Actinopteri; Perciformes; Liparidae.